Molecule: messenger RNA, 987 nt
Organism: Salvia splendens (bonfire salvia)
Lineage: Eukaryota; Viridiplantae; Streptophyta; Magnoliopsida; Lamiales; Lamiaceae
Product: cytochrome f
Exons: 1
Coding region: 25-987 (320 amino acids)
Biological process (GO): photosynthesis
Cellular component (GO): chloroplast thylakoid membrane
Molecular function (GO): iron ion binding; heme binding; electron transfer activity
Source: RefSeq, a predicted model, not a curated record
AAUUUUCAGACCAAUGAUUAGACCAUGCAAACUAGAAAUACUUUUUCUUGGAUAAAGGAACAUAUUACUCCAUUUAUUUCCGUACCGCUCAUGAUAUAUAUCAUAGCUCGGGCACCCGUUUCAAGUGCAUAUCCGAUUUUUGCACAGCAGGGUUAUGAAAAUCCACGAGAAGCGACUGGGCGUAUUGUAUGUGCCAAUUGUCAUUUAGCUAAUAAGCCCGUGGAUAUUGAGGUUCCACAAACAGUACUUCCCGAUACUGUAUUUGAAGCAGUUGUUCGAAUUCCUUAUGAUAAGCAAGUGAAACAAGUCCUUGCUAAUGGUAAGAAAGGGGGUUUGAAUGUGGGGGCUGUUCUUAUUUUACCGGAGGGGUUUGAAUUAGCUCCUUCCGAUCGUAUUUCUCCCGAAAUGAAAGAAAAGGUAGGAAAUUUGUCUUUUCAGAGCUACCGCCCUAAUAAAAAAAAUAUUCUUGUAAUAGGGCCUGUCCCCGGCCAGAAAUAUAGUGAAAUCACCUUUCCUAUUCUUUCCCCCGACCCCGCUACUAAGAAAGAUGUUCACUUCUUAAAAUAUCCUAUAUAUGUAGGAGGAAAUAGGGGAAGGGGUCAGAUUUAUCCCGACGGAAGCAAGAGUAACAAUACAGUUUAUAAUGCUACAGGGGCGGGUAUAGUAAGCAAAAUCAUACGAAAAGAAAAAGGGGGAUAUGAAAUAAUCAUAACAGAUGCGCCAGAGGGGCGUCAAGUGAUUGAUAGUAUCCCCCCAGGACCAGAACUUCUUGUUUCAGAAGGCGAAUCCAUCAAACUUGAUCAACCAUUAACAAGUAAUCCUAAUGUGGGUGGAUUUGGUCAGGGGGAUGCCGAAAUAGUACUUCAAGAUCCAUUACGUGUCCAAGGCCUUUUGGUCUUCUUGGCAUCUGUUAUUUUGGCACAAAUAUUUUUAGUUCUUAAAAAGAAACAGUUUGAGAAGGUUCAAUUGUCCGAAAUGAAUUUCUAG